This is a messenger RNA of Entelurus aequoreus (snake pipefish), 2096 nucleotides long. RefSeq names its product potassium voltage-gated channel, subfamily G, member 2 (gene kcng2). The transcript has 4 exons. NCBI's taxonomy places the organism in Eukaryota, Metazoa, Chordata, Actinopteri, Syngnathiformes, Syngnathidae. Gene Ontology annotation, molecular function: voltage-gated potassium channel activity; protein binding. The record is from RefSeq and is a predicted model, not a curated record. Bases 348 to 1946 code for a protein of 532 amino acids. Gene Ontology annotation, cellular component: voltage-gated potassium channel complex; membrane. Gene Ontology annotation, biological process: protein homooligomerization; potassium ion transmembrane transport.
UGGGGACCCCUGAUCCAGAGGUGGGACCAAGUCAUUGCUUUGCAAGUCACAACCUUCCUGCCUUCCCGCCUGCCUGCCUUCCUGCGCGGAGCUUCUCCCUCUCCUCCGUCUGGCCGCCGCGCUCCGUGUGCGUAAAAAUGCGCAUCUGGGUGGACUCGCCGCUCGCAACGUCCCGCGGCGCGUGUGCGUGGGAAACUUGGCGGCAAGCUGCGUGUUGUGGACGGGAAGGUUGGAGCCGGAGGAGCUGUAGGACGUGGACUCUGCGAGCAGAAAGGUGCUGACGUGUUGCUGAAUGGCGAACAAGCCGCUGGCCUCCUCGCCUGCCUCGUGACGCAACGUGUGCCGCCAUGUACCAGGAAGUAGCUUUCCUGGCGGGCAGCACUGACCACCAGUUCACCAGCUUCCACUUCAAGCCUGUGGAGAACCUUCAGGAGGUGUCCUCCAAGAAGGGCGUCUUCUACAAGCGGGCCCAGCUUCUCCUCCGCCAACAGGACUGCGGCGCGGGUGCCGGUGCCGGUGCCGGAGCCGACCGGGCGGUCAUUAUCAACGUGGGAGGCAUCAAGUACCGCAUCCCCUGGUCCACGCUGCAGGAGUUCCCCAUGACCCGGCUGGGGAAGCUGCACAGCUGCAGCAACGAGGCGGAGAUCAUGGACGUGUGCGACGACUACGACGGCAGCCGCAACGAGUUCUUCUUCGACCGCAGUCCCUCCGCCUUCCGCACCAUCGUCACCUUCCUGGCGGCGGGCAAGCUGCGGCUCCUCCGGGAGAUGUGCGCCUUGUCCUUCCAGGAGGAGCUGCUCUACUGGGGCGUGGAGGAGACCAAGCUGGACUGGUGCUGCCUGAGGAAGCUGCGCCUCCGCCAGGAAGAGUUCAAGGAGCUGCAGCGGCUGGAGGAGGAGGAGACGGAGCUCGCCUCGCCGCCCUCCUGCGAGGAGAGCCAGCAGCUGGCCAGCAUCGGCGAGGACAGCGCCGCCGCCGAGGGGUGCAUGCGGAGACUGAGGGACAUGGUGGAGAACCCUCACUCCGGCAUCCCCGGGAAGAUCUUCGCCUGUCUGUCGGUGCUCUUUGUGGCCAUCACCGCCGUCACGCUGUGUGUGAGCACCAUGCCCGACCUCCGGGAGGAGGAAGAGAGGGGCGAGUGCUCCCAGCGCUGCUUCAACAUCUUCGUGCUGGAGACGGUGUGCGUGGCGUGGUUCUCCCUGGAGUUCGCGCUGCGCUUCAUCCAGACUCAGAGCAAGUGCACCUUCCUGCGCACGCCGCUCAACGUCAUCGACGUGGUGGCCAUCCUGCCGUACUACAUCACCCUCAUCGUGGACUCGCUGUCGGUGGGCGGCAAGCCGGCGGGCUCGGGCAACAACUACCUGGAGAAGGUGGGGCUGGUGCUCCGCGUCCUGCGGGCCCUGAGGAUCUUCUACGUGAUGAGGCUGGCUCGCCACUCGCUGGGCCUGCAGACGCUGGGGCUGACGGUCAGGAGGUGCACGCGGGAGUUCGGCCUGCUGCUGCUCUUCCUGUGCGUGGCCAUGGCGCUCUUCUCGCCGCUGGUGUUCCUCGCAGAGAGCGAGUUGGGCGCCAAGCAGGAGUUCACCAGCAUCCCCGGGAGCUACUGGUGGGCCGUCAUCUCCAUGACGACGGUGGGCUACGGCGACAUGGUGCCCCGGAGCAUCCCCGGCCAGGUGGUGGCGCUCAGCAGCAUCCUGAGCGGCAUCCUCCUCAUGGCCUUCCCCGUCACGUCCAUCUUUCACACCUUCUCGCGCUCCUACGUGGAGCUGAAGGAGGAGCAGAACCGAGCCCUGAGGCAGAAGCCCGACUCGCAGGACAGCACCAAGUCGCAGAACAGCGACGACUCGCAGGACGUGGACAGCUACCACGCCGUCGCCGAGUCCGUCGUCGCGUCCGCACAGCGGAGGAAGUCCAUGGCUGCUCACAGAGCGCACGUCCAGACUUAAAGACCAGCGCCGACACAUUCCGUGGAACUCAAACUGGACUCGGGACUGAAAUAUCCCCGCCUCAGCAACUUUUACCUGUUCUAAAAAAAAAAGACAAAGAUACGUGUCCAGUUCCAAGGGAACUACACUUUUUUGGGAUCUUUGCCUAUC